GACCAAAGUGGGCAAAGUACAUGCUUUACGGGUUCAGACAGCUGUGUUGUUUUGUUUACUUUUUGAAAACUAAGAGAAAAGUUAAUAAUAAUGGACGCAAGGAGGAAAUUAUUAAUUGUGGGAUUGGCGGCUCUUGUUGUAGCAGAGGAGGAGGACAAUGAACGAAGAAAGCGGCGACGACAUUGGGUAAAUCCAUACCUGCAGGAUAGAAACGAGAAGUAUGAAAAUAUAUAUCGGAGGCCAUCAGUAUUCUUUGAAAAUUUUCAUAUGACUGAAAAGGACUUCUGUGGUCUUUUCGGAUUGGUGGAGCCGUACUUGGUCCCGAACCGGAAUACUCGCCCAGAAGCGAUCCCGCCUAAAGCCAAGUUGGCCAUUGUUUUAGAGUUUCUUGCUUCCGGUGACUUGCAGCGCCACGUUUGUUCCACUUAUCGUAUAAGUAAACAACACUUCGAAGUAAUUAUAGGGCAAGUGUGCGAGGCCAUAUGCAUUUCCCUGUCGAAAGAAUUCCCCAAAUGGCACAAGGACAGCAUGUUACAGUGGGCUAAGGACUUUGAAGAGGAAUGGAACUUUCCGAACUGCAUUGGAGCCGUAGGCGGAAAGCAUGUGGCGAUAAAGGCACCACCUAAUAGCGGGAGCAGGUUUUGUAAUUACAAAGGCUUUCACUCGAUUGUGCUAAUGGCCAUUUGCGACGCCCAUUAUAGGUUCACCUAUAUAGACGUUGGCGCCUGUGGAAGUGAGGGAGAUAUGAAUGCUUUCUCACAGUGUGAGUUUGGAAAAGCAUUGUUGUCGGAAACACUGAAUUUUCCUGACGACAACGCUCUAAAUGGAGAGCGAACUCCAUAUUUUAUUGUUGGAGAUGAUGCGUUCCCUCUGCAUAAGCGUAUUAUGAAGCCAUUUGGCUCCCGGAACCUGGCAGUGGACGAGCGUGUAUUUAAUUAUAGACUGAGCCGAGCUCGACGUUGCAUUGAGACAGCUUUUGGAAUUCUUUGCGCUAGAUGGAUGGCUGUGCAACGUACUCUGCUGAGCGGACCGGAAAAGUCACAAAAUAUUGUAGCCGCAUGUUGUUCGCUGCACAAUUUCCUCUUGCGCACAAGCCCCAGUACGUAUGCCAUAAAUGAAGACUCACUAAUUAAAGCGGACACCGUAUUCACCGAUCUCCGGCCCUGUUGCCGCGGUCGCCCUCAUGACUUUUGCAAGUCCAUUAGAGUCAACUUAAAAAAUUUUGUGAACAGCCCAGCCGGGUCUGUCGCAUGGCAAAAUGAAGCUGCUGGCGUCCAAAAUAAUUAAAAUAUUAAAAAAUAAUUAUACGUAAAGAA
This is a messenger RNA of Drosophila obscura, 1316 nucleotides long. RefSeq names its product putative nuclease HARBI1. NCBI's taxonomy places the organism in Eukaryota, Metazoa, Arthropoda, Insecta, Diptera, Drosophilidae. The coding region runs from base 91 to 1287 and encodes 398 amino acids. The transcript has 4 exons. The record is from RefSeq and is a predicted model, not a curated record.